Stegodyphus dumicola is the source of this 2171-nucleotide messenger RNA. RefSeq names its product GA-binding protein alpha chain-like. Gene Ontology annotation, biological process: cell differentiation; regulation of transcription by RNA polymerase II. Gene Ontology annotation, molecular function: DNA-binding transcription factor activity, RNA polymerase II-specific; sequence-specific DNA binding. Gene Ontology annotation, cellular component: nucleus. NCBI's taxonomy places the organism in Eukaryota, Metazoa, Arthropoda, Arachnida, Araneae, Eresidae. The record is from RefSeq and is a predicted model, not a curated record.
AAAGCAUGAGACGCUCUUGUGAAUCAAAUGCAUCAAAUGAUAACAUCAUGGCUAAAAAGGCAAGAGUAACAAUGACUCUAACUAAUGAUUUGUCAUCUGUUGCUCUAGAAACUAUUCACAUGUCUAGUCCUGGACUCGAUCUGCAGUCUGAUUGCUCAACAGAAAUUGUCCAAGCUGAAAAUGAUUCUCAAAUAGCACAUGAUGAAGACAGUUUGCUGACAGAAACUGGUUUUGGUACCAUCAUUAUAUUAUACAUGGACAUUACAGAGCCAUUAACAACUCUGCGUGCUAUCUUGGAGCAAAAAACUAGAAUGGAUAUGUCUGAAUUUCAGUUUUUCUUACAAGAUACCCAAGAGUUGGAUGCUACCAAAAAUUUAGUCAAUCAGUGUGUCCAGGGAGAAGGCAUGGUCCAAAUAAAUGUAGAAGUUAUAAACAAAGAAGGUGUGAAGAAGAUAAAUAUAAUUGAUGUUCUCAAGCCUGCAGAAGAAAUUCCUUUGUCACCUGUGUUGAAUUCCCAAGGAGACACCACGUUCGUAGAAUCACCACCUACACAGAAAAUAAAAAUAACUGCCUCUGAGGAUUCUCAUCAGGUUACUCGCUGGACGAUUGCUCCUCAAUUUCGGAAGCUACAAGAAACCUAUAAUAUUCCUGUGGAUCCUAGUUCUUGGACUGAAGAACAUGUAAAACAGUGGUUUCAGUGGGCUGCUAAUCAUUUCAAUCUUGCUGAUGUAAAAGUAAGUGAUUGGAAUAUCUCAGGGAAGGAACUAAUGGCUAUAAAUCAUGAAAACUUCUUGAAAAAAGUACCAUUUGAUCCAGGAGAUUUAUUUUGGACACAUUUGGAGUUACUACGAAAAUUUAAAAUAGUUGCUAUCAUCCAACCACCAACAUAUAUUUCUUCAGAUGGAGCAACUAAAAACAUCGUUUUAAAAAAUCGGCCUCGUGCAACUCCCAGAAUAGGAACACCCAGAAUCUCAUAUGAAGGCUGUCCAGGUAAUCAUACAGGAAACAAUGGCCAGAUUCAACUAUGGCAGUUUCUCCUGGAAUUAUUAACAGAUAAAGACCAUCGUGAUUUCAUUCAGUGGGUUGGAAAUGAUGGAGAGUUUAAGCUUAUUAAUCCUGAAAUGGUUGCCCAGUUGUGGGGUCAAAGAAAAAAUAAACCAACUAUGAAUUAUGAAAAGCUGAGCAGAGCUCUCAGAUAUUACUAUGAUGGAGAAAUGAUAGCUAAGGUUCAUGGAAAGCGAUUUGUAUACAAAUUUGUUUGUGACUUAAAAAGUCUGUUAGGUUAUGAUGCAUCAGAAUUAAAUAGGUUGGUAUCAGAGUGUGAAAUUAAAAAAAUGGAAAACCAACCACAUACUGCUACAAUUUUAUCGUUUCAGACUAUUGAUUCAAAUUCUGGUUCUUAAUACAUUUAAGGCUAUUAUAUAGCAUGUUGUGUAUUUUUCAUGAAGAGAACUUUUCUGACUGAAAGCCAGGUGUAUUCCAAGAUUUAAUUAUGCACAUUAAUUUCAAGCCAUAAUGUAUUUUUUAAUGUAACAUUUUUAUUUUUUACAUAUGAAAAGAGAAAUGAAAUGUGUUCUUCAUUUCAUCCAGAAAAAAUGUAUUACUUACCCUUUAACAGUAUGCAAUGAUUAUUAAUGGAGAAGAAAUUAAUGAAUGCAAAUAUCUGCUGUUAAUGUUGAAUUAACUCUUUUAAGUUUUGAAAUAUGGGGAUACGCCAAUAAUUUUCAUACUCAGGACUUAACAGUGUCUUAACACACAAUGAACUUGGGACCAGUACUCAUAUUUUCUCAUAAUACCCAAGUGAUGUUGAACAGUGUUCAUCUGAACUUUACAUUAAAUGCAUAUACUGAAUAUUGUGAGAUACAGUAGUCACCAUGAAUGGAUGUUCUGCAUUUCUUAAACAUUUAAGAAAUAAUUUUAAAUACAGUCAAAAGUCGUCAAAAAUUAGGACACCCAUAAUCCGGACCUCAAAGCUACAAACUUUCUGUGCAUGCAUCGAGUUGAUGCACAGAAAGUUUGUAGCUUUGAGGUUUAUGUGUACGUUAGGCGUUUAUGUGUCCGCAUAAGACCUUUACGGCUGCGAAUAUGCGCGUGCACAUAAAAUGUUUACGCAUGCACGUUUAAUGUAUAACGGACGGUAUAAGCUAAGCUAAAAUUAUCUAAUUCAGUUA